This is a messenger RNA of Siniperca chuatsi (mandarin fish), 2219 nucleotides long. Its product is annotated as transmembrane protein 235. Gene Ontology annotation, cellular component: apical plasma membrane. The record is from RefSeq and is a predicted model, not a curated record. The transcript has 4 exons. Lineage: Eukaryota; Metazoa; Chordata; Actinopteri; Centrarchiformes; Sinipercidae. Bases 12 to 644 code for a protein of 210 amino acids.
GACUGUAUAUAAUGAAGUACGGAUUGGUGGUUCUUAGUGCUGGGUUUACAGGUUUGCUCAGUUUUAGCCUCCUGGCUGUGGCUAUUGGGACUGAUUACUGGUACAUCAUCGAUGUGAAUAAACCCAACCACACAGGUCCAGACGACCUGAGUUCACAUUCUGGACUGUGGAGAAUUAAUGAAGGAGCAAACAGGAGCUCAGUCAUCCCUUCUUUCACAGCAAAUAUGUCCAGCCUGUCAGAGGCAGAAAGGCACCUUCUUGGCUUGCACAAGGUGGUGGUCAUCAUGUUGCCCCUCAGCCUGGUCCUGCUGGUGUUUGGCUGGAUCUUUGGACUCGUCAGUUCGUUAGCCAGCAGUCCCAACUUGCUGGUUGGAUCAGCAUCCUAUUUUCUCUUCUGCAGUCUUUUUACACUGACUGGGGUCAGCAUCUACAUCAAAUACUCGAACCAAGCCAUGGAGGAGUUCCAGCGGAUCGUGUCCCCGGAGAAUCUCGCCAACGUGGACGUGUCCUUUGGCUGGUCCUUGGCCACAGCCUGGCUGUCCUACAGUCUGGAGGUGGCCACUGGCCUGCUGCUCAUGCUAGCUGCCAGAAUAACUCAGAUGAAGGGACACUAUGACUCAGGUGUAGCCAUUGCUAUGUUAUAGAUUGAUGUGCCCAAGUGAAUCUAAAAGCCCACAGAUUGGAUGGUAUUUUAUUGCUGUUGUUAUUUUUUUCUUUCUUCUGAAGAAAAACAUCUUCACUGUACUGUAUGGUACUGUAGUACCAUCAAGCAGAUCAAGGGCCAAGACAACAACAUGUAGAUGCAAGCUAUACAUAACUACAACCAUAGACACAUAGAUGCUGAAUAAGUGAUGCUGUUGAACAUCUGUUUCUUCAUUGUUUUCGAUGGCUUAUUGUAACGCCUGCUACCUUUCAUCCUCUCAGUAUCAUUUUCUGUCCAUUGUCCCCGUCCACAAUGAUGUUAUAAAUGUGGCCACACAGACAGAAAAAAGAGGCUAACCAUUCAGAGUGUAAUUACUACAUAGAUUCGCAGAUUUGUUUUUCUUUUAAUGUUUUUUUGAAGUGUUUUUCAGUAAUUUCAGCCUUGUGUUGCCAUAUUCCAGUCCAUAUUCAUGUAUAGCUAAUAACCAUUGUAUUACGUAUACAAUUCUGUAAGAGUUUGUGGGUCACAUUUUAUUUAGCAGUAGGUUUUCUGUGAGGUGUGUCUUUGAAACAUGUUUGUAAUUUACAGAGAACAGCUUCAUCUACGACCAAAUUGCAAAUUCACUGCCCUGCAAUAUGAACACGGGCAAAACGAGAAGUUAAGUUGUAUGGGAUAAUUUCCUUUUUGACACGUGCUAUAUACUGUAAGACUUUUCGGCUCGAGGAAGACUUCUGCACCUCACCUAUAUGUUUUAUUGUAUUUAAAUAUGAUUCAUAUCAGUGGUUCAGGGUAUUUCAUUCAACUGGAAAAAUAGCUGAUUCUGCAGCAGAGAACCAACAGGCAAUGGAGCCACCUAGACUCAGAAACUGGUGUAGUUUCUAGUAUUUCAUAAUAGAAAAGCUUCUGCAUUGUUGAUCCAUGUGCCAGAGAAAUUUUCAUUUCAUCAUUUCAUUUGAAAAGCAGUUAGCAUUUGGUCGUUAUGGAAGUUAAGACAUUAGACAUCAGAGUUAAUGUUGACUUUUAGAGAAAUGUCCAAAAUGUUAGUUUCUGCCUCCUGCUUACAAACUUUAUUCCUAUGCCCAUCCCAUUGGUAAAUGCAUUAUGGAAACAGAGCUUAAGAUAAGUUCACUCUGACAGGGAUCCUGACAGCUGUUUUCACAGAAUAUGUGCAUGUGUUGCUGCCUGCUUUGCAGUAGUGAAGGGCUAGAUAUUGUAAUAUUCUAUCUGUGCUGUCAUUUCUAGAAAUGACACUUCUCUCUGCAUACUGGAUGUAAAAAAAAGCACUGUGAAAAUUCAACAUUUAGCACUUUUCAAUGCUGUAAAAUAUAUAGUGUUGCUGUUCCCUUUUCACAAUCCCAACAAGCCCUGCUUAUGCUUUCAUAACUGAACACCUUAACUUUUUCCUAUUAACUGUGACAGUAAUAAAACAUCAGUCCAGCUGCAAUGUGCAUACAUACUGUAAAUAGGCAACAGAAAAAAGCCACAUUGAUCAGAAUGUGACACACUCUGUAAUCAAAUUGCACAAAUGUCCUGAAGAUUUUUGUGUUAUGAGACAAUAAGAUCAUCUAAAACAUAA